AUGGCUGCAGGCAGAAGAAGCAAAGCAGUCGAGCAAACGCCCGCUGGCACUGAGAACAGAAAUAUCUUGGACGGACGUCCCAUCGCAGGCUGGCAACAGGAGGAGUGCAUAGCGCAGACCAUUGCCCAACAUUGGGACAGUCACCAGAUGAGCUCCCGACUGAACGGACUUGAUAUGGGCACCUGGACAAGGCAGGACGUCACUGGUGAUGCUGUUGGGUCUCCGAGGACCACUGUCGAACAAGUUGAACAUGGGAAGUCGCUGCAAGCCUGCAGGGAAGCCUUCGAUCAAGAUAUUGUUGGCAAGUGCGCCCUUCAGAGAAAUCGGGAGAGCCCAUGCCUGGCAAGACGCAAAGCCAAACUCUGGCAAGUGGCGCAGCUGAAAGAUGCCACUGCACGCCAAGUUCGCUUUAGCCCGAACCCGCCUGGUUGUUGCUUCUGA
Molecule: messenger RNA, 441 nt
Organism: Symbiodinium natans
Lineage: Eukaryota; Dinophyceae; Suessiales; Symbiodiniaceae
Source: the annotation of a GenBank genome assembly